This is a messenger RNA of Spinacia oleracea (spinach), 501 nucleotides long. Its product is annotated as putative disease resistance protein RGA4. The record is from RefSeq and is a predicted model, not a curated record. Gene Ontology annotation, molecular function: ADP binding. The coding region runs from base 1 to 501 and encodes 166 amino acids. The transcript has a single exon. Lineage: Eukaryota; Viridiplantae; Streptophyta; Magnoliopsida; Caryophyllales; Amaranthaceae.
AUGGAGAUGAUAACAUGUGGAAUUGGAAAAACGACAUUGCCUCACAAUUGGAACGCGGUUUUGCUGCGUGACCAUGUCAUGCAAGAAAUUGGUGGGAAGAAGUUUCUGCUUGUUUUGGAUAAUGUUGGUUUUUUAGAUCAUGCAAGUUUGAGAAUGAAGUGGGUUGAUCUAAAAAGUCUGCUACAAUAUGGAGCUAAAGGGAGUAAGGUUCUCAUCACUACACCUGAUAAAAAAGUUGCUCAAAUUAUGGAUUCUGUUAACUCUUACAAGCUUGAGGGUUUAACAAAAGAAGACUCUUGGGUUCUGUUUCAGAAGAUUGCUUUUACACAGUACCAGGAACCAGGUGUGGAGGCAAUUGGGAUGGAGAUUUCAAAUAUGUGUCCAGAUAUGCCCCUUGUUAUACGGAAUGUAGCUAGUAUCUUAGCAAGCAAACGUACAGUUCAUGAAUGGCAGGCAUUCAGAGAUGAACAGUUUGCAGAUUUUGCACGUUGUGAUGUAUGA